Messenger RNA from Falco peregrinus (peregrine falcon), 3132 nucleotides. RefSeq names its product phosphatase and actin regulator 4 (gene PHACTR4). The transcript is spliced from 13 exons. The coding region runs from base 377 to 2440 and encodes 687 amino acids. The record is from RefSeq and is a predicted model, not a curated record. Lineage: Eukaryota; Metazoa; Chordata; Aves; Falconiformes; Falconidae. Gene Ontology annotation, biological process: actin cytoskeleton organization; neural crest cell migration. Gene Ontology annotation, molecular function: actin binding.
UGUGUUGCUGUCCUGAGCUGGUUGUGUAUUAACUGCAUUCACAAUGCUGCAUGGCUGGCUUUUGUUCUAACUGCAUUGGCACGUGUUCAGAGUUGGUGUGCUUGGAAUGGCCACUGGGACUGUACAGUGAAGCAUAAAUCCUUUUUAGCUGUCAGGCUUCACUAGCCAUGGGUGGGUGGGGGAGCCCUCCUUGGCUGGCUGCCCUGGCUAAUUAAAACCAAAAUUUGCUGUUGUCUUCAGAUUUUAAUUCAUGCUCAUCCCUGAAGACUAGUGGAAGCACGGUCUCCAGGCAGCUGCAGCAAGGUUUCGGAGCUUGUCUAUACACGGUUGUUUUAGAGCAGCCGAAGAGGUGGAUCACUCCCCAGCUGAUGCCGGCAUGGGGGUAGACGUUUUGGAAGCAGGUGACACCACACCUCCUACAAAGAGAAAAAGCAAGUUCUCAAGCUUUGGCAAGAUCUUCAAACCCUGGAAGUGGAGGAAAAAGAAAAGCAGUGACAAAUUUAAGGAGACUUCGGAAGUUUUAGAACGAAAGAUUUCUAUGCGAAAGCCAAGAGAGGAGCUGGUAAAAAGAGGGGUUCUGUUGGAAGACCCUGAGCAGGAUAGUGAAGAACCAGACAAGCUGAACCCACCUGCACUGAAGAAUGGCCACACAGUUCCGAUCGGCGGUCCCGGGCUUUGCAACCUGCCCAGCCAGGAGGAAGAGGCCACAAAGCCAUCCAGCCUUAGGAAGCCUGUUCCAGCUGAGGAACCAAAGAAAAGGCAGGGCUCCUCCAGCAGCCACUCUGGACCUGAACUAGAACCACCUCAGGAGCCAUAUGUUCCCAGACAGCCUCUGCUUCCUCCAAAAAGACCUCCUUCCACUUCCCAGGAGGCAAACGAAGCGCAGACAAAGGAUCCAACGCCUGCCAGCAGCACUACAAAAACUGUACCCUCCACCACAGCCCCUGUUGUAGCAAAGACAGUCAAUUCCACAGCUGCCCCUUCCCCAACUCCAAGGACUCUGCCCCCUGCUUUAGCCAGUGCCAACACUACUGCUCCCACGAGUACAACCAGCACAGCUCCUGCCAAACAGCCUCCCGUCCCUCCUCCCAAACCUGUCAACAGAAAUAGCAACUCAGUAAUAGCUGAACUUUCUCAAGCGAUGAACAGUGGUACAGGCUUGUCCAAGCCUUCCCCUCCUCUCCCGCCAAAGAGAGGCCUCCCGCCUAACAACACGUCAGAGGCAGCUACCGCUUCCAAGCCCCCAAACGACAGGACAAUGACAGCUAACCGCCCCACGCUGAUACCGAUGCACAUGACCUCUGUUUACCCACCACCCUCACCUUCACCACCAUUGCCCACACACGUACCCCCUGAACCUCCACGCCUGCCCCUGCCUGCCUCCACCCCUGUCUUGGACCCUCCGCACUCCCUGGACCUACCCAAAGAGAUGACGACAACUACGACUCCUACUCCAGAAGACUUCAGGUCCUUGGAAGUGUCGAAGAGGACAGCAGAGCAAGGGUUUGGCGAACCUCUCAUGCUGCCUCGCCUGCCCCAAAUCCCGUUGCACAUCCGUAUCCAGCAGGCUCUGGCCAGCCCUCAGCCUGUCACGCCGCCUGCCGAGGGGUCACACAGGGCUCACUCGCUGCUCUUCGAGAACGAUGGCUUUGGAGAAGACAAUGGCACGCUGGGCAGGACAAGGUCACUGCCUGUCACCAUCGAAAUGCUGAAAGUUCCAGACGAUGAGGAAGAAGAUGAUGAUGACCAGGAAGAGGAGCAGAAUUCGGGCCCUCGUGUGUAUAUUGGAGAUGUGCCAUCUGUCACAGUCAUCCCGAAACUGGUGCCCCAGGUCCUGCCAGAGGAGCAGGAAGGAGAUGAAGGGAUGAGCGACUCUGACUCUGAGGGGCCCAUCCUGUACAAAGAUGAUGAGGAUGAGGAAGAAGAUGAAAGCCAUAACAGCACGCUGGCUAACAAAGUGAAGAGGAAAGACACGCUAGCUAUAAAGCUGGGAAACACAACCACGCUGCAGGAGGAGAAGGUUGUCUUCCCUCGGAAGAGCAAGGAGGAGUGGAAUGAAAUUCGGCACCAGAUUGGGACGACGCUGAUCAGGCGACUGAGUCAGAGACCAACAGCGGAAGAGCUGGAGCAGAGGAACAUACUUCAACCGAAAAAUGAAGCUGACCGUCAAGCUGAGAAGCGAGAGAUCAAACGCAGGCUCACCAGAAAGCUUAGCCAGAGGCCUACAGUGGCAGAGCUGCAGGCCAGGAAGAUCCUGAGGUUUAACGAAUAUGUGGAAGUUACAGAUGCUCAAGACUAUGACCGGAGAGCAGAUAAGCCGUGGACAAAGCUGACACCGGCUGACAAGGCUGCCAUCCGGAAGGAGCUGAAUGAAUUUAAGAGCUGUGAAAUGGAGGUCCACGAGGACAGCAAGCAGUUCACGAGGUACCAUCGACCAUAAUCUUCCAAGAAGGGAGCAAGAGACUCGAGAGGACUGCAAGUUCUCUGCGUCCCUCUCCUAGGCAAUACAGCGAGGGUGGAACCUCGGCUCUUCCAAGGUUUGCCUUCAAAACAUAUCCAGAAAAGGGCUUUCGGCCAGGGAAGGGGAAUCCUGUCUGAAUGUAGCAUUUCACUGGAACAAACACAUCUCGCGUGCCAUCAGGCUGGAACUGAACACUAUACCUCGCUCGGCUCAGCAAUACGCCUCUGCUCCAGCGCCAGCAUCCCUGCCAGGAGACCAUGCACAUGUGAACGAACGGUUCAUUCCCCAGCUCCCUUUCUCAGCCUGGAUAGGCCCAGUUCUCAGCUGUACAUACUCCUCCUGGGAGUGCAACUCUUUGUUUCCUCCUCCUUACCAAGAGGAGAGGGGGAAAAAAAAAAAGGCAGCUCUAAUGAUGGAAAGCUGAGGAGUGGAGAGUGGAUGUGCUAGGAAGCACGUGUGUAUAUUAGCUGUGUACAGAGAACCCUGUGCAGGUGCUGACCCGCCAGACAACUGACAUGUGACUCAUAAUUAACUUUUUUGGUUUUGCUUGCGUCUCUGUCAUGUUCUUAAUGUCCUGAAUCACUACUGACCAAUGGUUUGUUGUCUUGGAAGGGAAUUGUAUAGAUAUUAACAUAUGCUGCAUCUUUUUGUAAAAAAAAAGAAAAAUACAG